AUGGCCUGUAGUGUUGAUGCCAAACUAUUGAAAUCCACAAAGUUUCCUCCCGAAUUUAAUCAGAAGGUGGAUAUGCAGAAGGUCAACGCCGAAGUUAUGAAAAAGUGGAUUGCAGGCAAGAUUUCGGAGAUCUUGGGAAAUGAUGACGAUGUUGUUAUUGAAUUGUGCUUUAAUCUCAUUGAAGGAUCAAGAUAUCCUGAUAUAAAAAAAACACAAAUCCAGCUAACCGGAUUUCUUGAUAAAGAUACCGCUGGCUUCUGCAAAGAACUAUGGAAAUUGUGCUUAAGUGCGCAAGAAAAUCCCCAAGGAGUGCCUAAAGAACUGCUAGAAGCGAAAAAGUUAGAACUAAUUCAAGAAAAGCUCGAAGCUGGGAAGGCCGCAGAAGAAGCUCGUAAAAAGCGAGAAGCUGAACAGCAUCAACAGCAGGAUAACAGCAAAAUAAGAAGCCGACAAAACGAACGUGAAGACCGUAGCAAUCGUGGGGAGCGUGGAGAAUAUGGUGACCGAAAUUCUCGUGGCGGAAGAAGAGACAGCUGGCGUGGUGGAUUCGCAGAUAGAGAUAUUGAUCGCAGGAGGAUUGAUAGGUACAACGGGAGAGCUUUUGACCGACGUUCCAGACGCUAUUCAAGAUCACCACCACCACGUCAGAGAGAUUCUCGAGAAAUGGAUUCUCUUCGUCCUAUCAGAGGACCUGAUACAUAUAUACCUCCACACAGAUUUGAAAGAAGGAAGACAUCUAUCUCGGAUUCUAGAUCUUCGUCAGCUACAAGAUCUCGAUCUCGCAGUCCAACUCGGAGGCGACCUCAGUCUCCGUCAAGAAAUCGCUCACCUAUCCCCCGACGUAAAUCAAUAACGCCACCGAGACGCGUCGAUUCAUACCGUGGCCGUGGUGAAAGGUCAGCGAAAGGUAAAGGUUUUGAAAGGCGUGCAGCACGAAGAUCUCCAAGCUAUUCGAAUUCAUCUAGAUCUCGCUCGUACUCUCGAUCGCCCAGCCCAGCUAAACGUAGAAGACCCAAACCAAAAACCAAAAGCCCAUCUCCAUCAAUAUCUCGCCGGGUACGUCGUGUCAGAUCGAGAUCUCGCUCCUCGUCCAGCUCGAGGUCUCCAACUCGCACACAUCGCCGCCGCAGAUCUAGAAGUAGAGCAAGAACAAGAGCCUCCCCCUCACCUGAUUCUGAUAAUCAUGUGCCAAAUAAGCAACCAGAGACCCGGAGAGACCGUGGUCACAACGAGUAUCGACUAACUCGUAGUCGAAGCAUUACGCCUCAUGAACGUCGAAAUUCUUGGAGAAAUCGGAGUCGGAGCAGGGAUCAUGGUGAGAGAAUAAGGAAGAGAAGACGUUCCAUCCAGCGAUAUGAGCCAGUAAACAGGAGACGUCAAAACGCCUCGGCAGAUUCACCACCAAACGAAAAAAAAGAAAAAAAAGCUGAUUUAUAUGAGAGCGAUAGGAGAUCACCAGGGCGAGACCUCAAAAGAGGAAAAAAAUUAGAGGUCGUAACCAAAGAUACUAGUAAAAAUCAGUGA
Molecule: messenger RNA, 1524 nt
Organism: Blumeria graminis f. sp. triticale
Lineage: Eukaryota; Fungi; Ascomycota; Leotiomycetes; Helotiales; Erysiphaceae
Source: the annotation of a GenBank genome assembly